Molecule: messenger RNA, 2996 nt
Organism: Paramecium sonneborni
Lineage: Eukaryota; Ciliophora; Oligohymenophorea; Peniculida; Parameciidae
Source: the annotation of a GenBank genome assembly
UAUACAUGACUUCUUAUAUGCAAUCAACAUUUAGUAUUUAGACAAAAGCUAAUUUUGACUUUCUACAAUAGCCAAGUGAUUCUGAUUCAGAUAGUGAAUCAAAGUAAAUGUUAAAAGGAGCAUAAAAGUAAGUUUAAUAGAGAGAUAUUAAAAAAUAAAAGAAACUGAUUGAUAUAGAUUCUAUAAAAAAUGAGUUAGGAGCUAGACCAAUAAUUGAGAAUGUGAAUCCUGAUAAUUAUUAUCGUAGAUAUUCUCGAAAGAGUAUAGGUGCAUUAUAGAAUAUGAUAAUUCCAACAUCAUCUAUUUUAAUUGAAUAAUUAAGUUAAAUAAAAAAGAUUAAGGAGAUUAGAAAGGAAGUGCCUCCAGAAUUGUUAGGUCGUAUAUAUUCAGAAUUUAGGUAUAAGGAUUGAUUUUACUGAAUAGGUUUUAAUCAGUGCCUUAAUUGAGUCCAGUUUAUAGAUAAGGUGAUCAAAAUAAACGAUUUUAUAUAAUAUUGGAAGGCAAAGUUGUAGUGAUGAAGCCAAAAGAGAAGAUGGUUGGAUCUAACAAAUUGGAUUAUAAUGAAAAUUCAGUUACGAAACCUGUUAAGAAGACAGAGUAGGAUCCCUAUGGAUUGAAUAGUGUAUUUCCAGACUACAUUAUUUUAAAAGUACUAUUUUAAGGAGAGUAUGUAAAUAAAGAGCUAUAAAAAGUUCAUUUGGAGAAGCUGCUAUUAAGUUAGACACUGCUAGAUCAUCAACUGUUUAUGCGUUAGAAUAGACUCAUUUACUAUAUUUGAGUGAAAUGGCAUAUUUAGAAUUAAUUAAUCCAUAUAUGAGUGCUGUAUUAGAUAAUAAAAUUAAUUACUUUUCUAAAACUUCAUUAUUUUAGUCGGUUGAACCUUCAGAAUUUAUGGGUAUUAUUCUAGAAUGUAAAUUAAUAACAUAUCAUGCUGGUGACAUUCUAUUUAAAGAAGAAGAUAAAUCCACUCAUAUAUAUUUUAUAAUUGAUGGUGAAAUUGAAUUGUCUAAAAAGGUUGGAGAAAAAACUAUAAUAUUAUCAUCUUAUGGAUAAUAUUAAGCAUUUGGAGAAGUCGAAAUUAUGUUAAAAAUUUCUCGUUUUACUAAAGCCAAAGUUAUUACUCCUAAAUUACACGUCUAUAGAAUUAGAAAGAGACAGUUUUUUGAUAAUUUAGGUAAUUAUCAAAUAUUUGAAAACAUGAAAAAAAACUCAGAUGUUAUAUUUAAACAUUGGUAAAAUAGAUGUGAAGCUGCUUAAAUGACAAUCCAGUAAUAAGAUGAAGUAACUUCAUAUAAUUUAUUAUUAGAUCUAUAAAGCUGCUUAAGAUGUCUAAUAAAACAAACCGAAUUUUUAAGCUAAACAUAUUCUUAAUAAGAAAUUAGUUGAAUCUUAAGGAUAGAAAUUGUCCUAGGUUAAAUUGUUAUAGAAUAUAACAGAUGAAGAUUUAAGGAGCAUAAAAAUAGUUAAUACUCAGAAUCAAAGUGUAUUAUAAAAAGUGUAUAGCAAUACAUUACAAUAAUAUUAAGCAAGAUUAUUGAAGAAACCAUAAGUAGUUCAAUAAUCUUAGGAUGAAAAUUGCAUACGAAAUUAAUUUACAAUAAAAACACAAGCUGAUUAUUUGAAUGAAAAUAGCACAGAGUUUAAUUCAUUAACAACAAGAUCCUCUUAACCUGUGAUUAAGACUGAGAAUGUACAUUAAUCUUAUGGAUAAUUGCCAUCAAUUCAUAUUACUUAAAAUCCUCCAUUAUAGAUAGUAUUUGAUACUCUUAGUACACUUCCUAGAGUUCAUAAGGAUAAUCUUGUUUUGUCUUUAAUGUAUUAAUAGGCAUUCAAAUCUGAGAAUCCAGAGAAGAAAGCAAAAUAGAUUUAAAAAGUAAUUUAGGCAUCUUAUAGAAAUGUAUAAAAAUAAUUUGAAUCAAAAACACAUCAUCAAAGUGAAAUUACUAAUAUUAGUAAUAAUUAAUCGAUAGAUAAGCGAAGAUUGAAAUAUAAAUCAAGUAAAACAAAUGAUCUCAAUUCAACCAGAAGUAAUUAUGUGAGUUUUGUUCAAUAAAAAUAAUUAUGUUCGUAAAUAAAUUGAAAAAGUUUUAAAUAUUUUCUUUGUUUUUCAAAAUAUAUAUUCAACAUACAAAAGAUGAAAAAGUAUACUGAAAAAGAUUUUGAAGAGAAAGUAGAGAAAGCAGUUGAUAAAGUACAUAAAAUAUUGAAUUUUUUAGUACUUAACCAAGAAAGCACAAUAAUAAUAAUAAAAGGGAUAUUUGAACUAUAAUAAUGAAUGCAUAAUUGAUAAAUUGAUUGAGAAGGAGAAAUUGAUGACAAGCAUAGCUAAUAUAUUUACAGAAGUUGCUAAGAUUACUUGUAAUGAAUUAGUUGAGCCAAUAAAAUAAUAGAUUGAAUUAUUAGAAUCUGAUUUAGCUAAGAUUAAAGAACUUGUAAUUAAAAGUUUUAAUCAAGUAAAUAUUAAGUUUACAAUAGUUUACUCCAGUUAUGAAGAGUGUUGGAGUAUCUGAAAAAGUAAUUGAAAGUGGAAAACAAAUAGAAACAGAGGAAAUUGAUAGAGUUAGAAAAAAAUUACAAAACCAUGACAACAUGAUUACAUUAUUAAUGGACACAUAGUAAUAUAUAUCUUAUUAUUUUGUAGAGCUUAAAUGAAAUAAACAUUAUAGAUAUUUAAUACUUCUGAUGACAUACAAUCAAGUAUAAUAAGUUGUUUAAGUAUUAGAAUUACUUUCUUAAUUCGAUGACAAAAUAUAUUAACUGAAAUAAGAAUUAAAUGAUACCAGAGUUAAUGACACUGUUAGAUAAGUCAAAGGUAUUAUCAUACAUAUUAUAAUUAAUAGAAAAAUGCAAUGCUUGUUGGGUAGUUCUUGGUGAUGUUAAUGAAAGAGUUGAAAAAAUGCAAAAGUAUUUGGAUGAAUAAAUGGAAAAGAAGAAGUCUGGAGGACUCUUGUAAAAAGCUGCUUCUUAUAUAAAAGCAUCAUGAAUAUAAAUUGUGU